CUCACUGUGGAGGAGGCGCUAGCACAGCUGCAAAUCGCCGACAAAGAAGAGAUGGGUGAUCCACAUAACAAUGAUAUGGUCAUCCCCGAGGAAUAGACCAUGGGGUACUACUGGACCGCCAUAGCCGCGUACAUGAGGUCGCCCAUUCAGCACCCUCAUGUACCAGCGAAUAACUUUGAGGUGAGUACCUCUGUCAUCACCAUGCUGCGCGGUUCGGUGGUGUUCCGUGGCAAAGAGGGGGAGUGCCCCCGAUCACAUCUGAGGCGAUUCCACGAGCUCAUCGUUGGAAUCAAGAUAAAUGGGGUCCCAACCGAUGCCAUCCAGCUGAGGUACUUCCCAUUUACUCUGGAGGGGCAGGCCAAGGAGUGGCUAGACACUCGAAAUCCAGGCUCUAUCACCACGUUCGCCAACCUGGCGGACAAGUUCCUCACUCGCUACCAUCCUCCGUCCAAGACGGCGGACCUGCAGAAGCAAAUUACCCACUUUGCUCAGGUUGAAGAUGAGACCAUCCGGGAUGCUUGGGAAAGAUACACCAGUCUUUUCCUCAAGCGCCCCAAUCAUGGCUUUAUCGACGCCUUCAAGGUGGGCACAUUCUACCAUGCCCUCCUCCCGGAAGACAAGCAGCUGAUUGACUCGGUCUAUGGCGGGAAUAUGCUCACCAAAACACCGCCACAGCUGAAUCAACUCUUUGAAGAGAUGAAAGAGCAGGGCUAUGACUGGGGAACUGCGAAGAGAUUGAGACGAGCACCAGGUCCCGGACGUCGAAGGAAAGGCUAAGAACGAGUUUCGGGGCAUUCGAAAGUCACGGGCGCGCCUAAAUCAAAACACGGCCGUGUUCCUGGACCGUGUUUUUACUACCGAGGCUUGAUCCAAGAUUGUCCUGCGCUAGCCCAAAACACGGGCGGGACUGACCCAAAAUACGGCGUGUCCUACAUUAGGCACGACCGUGUUUUCCCCAAAAUCUGGCCGUGUUUUUAACACGUGGCAAGGGCACGGGCGGGCAGCAGCAAAGUGCUGCCGUGCCCUCGACCGUGUUUUGCCCAGUGAUGCCCUUUUAGGAAGAUUUCAGCCAAAAGAGAGGGGAUUACGAGUUUUAGAGAGACAGAGCGAUUCCUAGAGAGAGAAAGCGACGAACCAGAGUUCCCAAGUUCCCUAGCUUGAUCUUCAUCACCAUUGGAGCCCGGCUUGAGCUUGGAGAAGUGCCGAUCGACGACCAGGAGCAGAAACCCAUCCUUCAUAGUAUGGUUUCCGUAUCUGAAUCUGCUUUUGCUUCUUUCUCCAUGGAGUAGUUUUCUUAUUCAUCUGGGUAUGGAGAACCCUAGAUUUGUAUGUUAGGUCUGAUUGUAUGAACCCAAGUACAGAUUUGAUGAUUUGAUUAUAUUCAAUUGAGGUUUGAAUGAUUGAAUGGCAUGAAUCUUGAUCAAAUUCCUGUUAUUUCUGCUUUGACCUAGAAAGAGAAUAUCUUUCUAGGUUGAUAGAGCACCCUUAAUUGAAGGUGGUGAACUGGCGACUUUAGUCGAGGAGCCAAUUCACUAUUCUGUACCGGAGUUACUUUGGUUGUGGAGGUUUUGUUCGUUAGGGCCUAAAUCUGUUUACUCCGAUGGAGGUUAGUCGCCCGCUGGAGACUCAGAUUGUGAAGGUCUGGAGACCUUUAGUCGAGACUUCAGACUGUUUAAGAACCUUCCGCAGUAUAACUAUCAUUAAAACUGAACUUGGUAAAUUGCAAUCCGGCUUAACUGCAGUCUAGGGGGAACCAUAUCCGGGUGACCUCUCUCGACUUGAAACAACCAUUUAAUUGCUUUGCUUGUUUGCUUAAUUGAACCUGCACUAAAGUUUCACUGCUAGAUAAUAAGAAUUCACUGAGUAG
Messenger RNA from Linum trigynum, 1867 nucleotides. The record is from the annotation of a GenBank genome assembly. NCBI's taxonomy places the organism in Eukaryota, Viridiplantae, Streptophyta, Magnoliopsida, Malpighiales, Linaceae.